UUAAAUCUCAAUUUCAAAAAAAUUUGAUCCUUAUGACUGGUUAGGUCCAGGGUCACGUAUGAUAAUUUUAAUGCAAUAUGGUCAUACACUGAUUAGUUACUUUUCUUUUUUUAAUGGCACUCAAAAACAUUAUAUUACUUGUGAUUUUGUUUUUUCUUUGUCUUUCCUUAAAUAAAUCCGAACGUGCACUGCAUUAACAUCUUCUAGCCAGUGUUCUGUUGGUCUUAUUGCAAAAUACCUUUUGUUUACUUGAAUUUAACAGCACUACAAACGCAUUUGAACGCAUAUUCCUUAUCAGUCGUGUUUAUUAAUGCAAACUUUGACACAUAAACGCAAUGACCUGUAUUUGCCCUCCCCACACUGGCGUUGCUGCUUGCUUGUAAUUCCGAACGUUUCCUGUUUUUGAGCCCAGCGGCGCGCCGUAGUGGCGGUUUCUUACUGGAGCCACGGAUGUUCAAACUUUAUUAAUAUGACAAAGUUUUACUUUAAAAUAAAAGGACUAAUUUAUUAAACCAGCGUGGAUGUAUUGUGACCUUUUUUUUUUUUACCAGCGUAUCCUUCAGUUUUUUUCUUCACUUUUAUAGUCUAAACCAAGGCCGUUGCUAUGGAGGACGUCACGCGGCUGGUGUCGUCAGGUGACUGCCUGAAGAUCUGGGACUCGACCUCCAUGACGGUGCUGGAGCAGUUCAACCCUCACAGUGCCACGCAUCCAGUGGCUCAAGUGUGCUGGAGCAGCAGCAAUCAGUACCUGGUCAGUGCCAGCAGUAUAGGAGACAAGCUGGUGGUGUCCAGUCUCAAGUCAUCUCCAGUUCCAGUGAUGGAGCUGGGUGAAGGGAAAAAGCAAACCCGUGUCAGUCUGAACUCCACAUCACAGUUCCUGGUCAGCGGAGGACUGGAUAACACGGUUAAUAUCUGGGACCUAAAGACAAAAAGGUUGCACCGAAGCCUUAAGGACCACAAGGAGGAAGUGACAUGUGUGUCUUUUAACGGAGGCGAUAGCUACAUAGCAUCUGGCUCCACUAGUGGAGAAAUCAUCCUCCACAGUAUCACAACCAACCUGUCCAGCAAACCCUUCGGCCAUGGGCCAAAUGUGCCCAUCCAUGAUCUGAGGUACUCGCUGGUGAAGAGGUCUCUGCUGGGCACGGUAUCUGACAGUGGCUCUGUGGCUCUCUGGGAUGCUAACACUCAAAAGGAGCUGCAUUUGUUCGAGGGGACACACAAAGCCCCGUGUUCAGGGCUGGCCUUCUCUCCGGCCAAUGAUUUGCUCUUCAUCACUGUGGGCCUUGAUAAGAAGAUCGUCUGUUAUGACACUUCCAGCAAAAUGGUGUUUCGUAAUAAGCAGGUGGAGUCUCCACUCACAGCCAUUGAUUUUACUCCAGAUGGGGCUGGACUGGUUGUGGGCUCAACGCAGGGCAGAAUUUAUAUGUACGAUUUGAGAAACCUCAGCGCACCGGUCAAAAUCACCACAGCUCACAAGACGUCAGUGACCUGCAUUCGCUUCCAGAACUCCACCUCCAAGUUAAAGUCCACUAAAACAUCCAGCAAGUCUUCUCAAUCAAGUAAGAGGAUCUCAGUAAAACUGGGCGGUCAGCAGACGGGACCCUCCACUUCAACAUCUACAGUCCCACCCGGUGUGCCAGGCUCUGAAUUUCCUGGUGAUGGACAAGCCCAAGUCACAGGUACUGCUGGAGAGGUGUUCACCCGUGAGGCGGAGGGUCAGCACAGUCAAGACCAGCUGCCGAAUAUGGAGAAAUUGAGCAACAUCGGUCGGAACAGCCUCAACUUGGAUAUUUUCUCCCCUCUUAAUGAUGGUUUCAAAACACAUGGUUUUAGUGAUACUCCAACUCCAAGAAAUGGAGGCAGUAUAGAUGUGUUCUCGAGGGAAGGGGAAGGCCAGCACUCCACAGACCGCUUCAGAGUUGGCCGAAACAGCUUGGACAUCUUUUCACCUGUACGAGAUGAUUACAAAGGGCACAGACUGAGUGAUGUAUCAAGUGGAAAAAAAGACUUUGAAUACCUACCUCAUUUCGCUGGUGGGUCGUCCCAGAGGAAGACCCCAUUGGGCACUCCAGGCAGUCGCUGCUACAGUCCGUCUGUGGUUCAGACUCCUCCACCAAUCAAAGAGGAGGAGUCCAUCACUACCCCACCGCAACAGACUGAUGUGGAGAAGAAUAACGGUCUCCGGCAGGAGUAUGAUGUCACUAGCACACCCCCUGCUGCUCAGAGCACACAUGUUCAGUCUGUGAACACGUACAACACCCCUGAGCCCGGUCAGAGGAGAGAUCUGCCCACCCAGCUCACCUAUGAUUCGCCGGUCAGCAGAGCUCCUCCUGCAGCUGCACCAGCUCCAGCGGCGGCAGUCGAAUCUGGAGCCGAGGGCCGUGGAGCUCCGCUCACCUCCAUUCAGAUGAACUUUGUCCGUAAUAUGAUCCAUGAGGCACUGGAGGACUUCAGGGACACUUGUCAUAGAGACAUUAUCAAUCUGCAGGUGGAGAUGGUUCGGCAGUUCUAUAUUCAGCUGAAUGAAAUCCAUGGUCUGAUUGAGAAAUACUCUGUGAACGACUCCCUCAUCGAGGAGAUAGAAAGACUGAGGGAAGAAAACAAACGACUACGAGCCAAUUAUUAAAGACAUCCAUAGACACGUGUCUCCCAUUGUGUCAGUCGGGGAAUACUGGCCGGAAUCAGAGAGGACAGAGAGAAGCUCACGUUUCUACUAGUGCCUUCACUCUGCAGACCACCGCUCACUGUCUGCUGCUCCAUUUGUCAUAUUGGCACACACUUUUGUAUUUGUUUCAGGUUAUAAAGUGUUUUUGUAAGAUUUCUAUGCCUUAAAAUUAAAUAGCAAAGAAGAGAACUCACUUUGUAUUUUUUUCCCAAGGUGUGUUUUGUAUAUCCUAACUAGUUUACAGACAAGUCGCAUGUAUUGGCACCUAGGAUGUGUAAUGCGUGAAUUUUGUAGAGUAAAGAAACAUCUCCGUGUGAAUUUUGCCACUAUGGAUUGUGCUCCUUCGUAAUUUUUGUCCAGAUUAUUUUUACAAACCACAUGCCAAAAAUGAAAGGACACUGGUGAUGUGUAAGAGUAGGCAGAUCUGUGCAUUUUGCAGCUUCAAAAGGUGUGUAUUGGAGAUUAUUUGAAUGCCAGUGCUUUAAUACAUGACAUUUUGAAUCAGUUUCAUAUGUUCUUGGCAGCACAUUCGGCAACAAAAAGCAAAUGACUAACUCAAACCCAUUAUCUGUACGCUGUGCUCCUAAUCCACAAUAAGUAGGUGUCUUCCAAUAGACUGGCCUAAAUAAAUUAUUUCUGC
Messenger RNA from Sinocyclocheilus anshuiensis, 3305 nucleotides. It is a transcript of the gene nedd1, whose product is annotated as NEDD1 gamma-tubulin ring complex targeting factor. NCBI's taxonomy places the organism in Eukaryota, Metazoa, Chordata, Actinopteri, Cypriniformes, Cyprinidae. Bases 605 to 2626 code for a protein of 673 amino acids. Gene Ontology annotation, biological process: mitotic cell cycle; microtubule nucleation. The transcript has 17 exons. Gene Ontology annotation, cellular component: ciliary basal body; centrosome; cytoplasm. Gene Ontology annotation, molecular function: gamma-tubulin binding. The record is from RefSeq and is a predicted model, not a curated record.